AUGAGUACUUCUUCUACCAGGCGCGGUACUAGUUCUCACUCAACCAUUACAACUACAACCACCACUACUGCUGCUGCAAGUUCUUCUUCCUCUAGCGGAAAACAUGUGGCAACUAAUUUUAAUCCGACCAGUAGCAGUGCAAAAAGCGCUGGUCCUAAAGGUGAAAACUUGUACGAAUGGGUGUCAACCAUUACAGGACCCGCUGGUUCUCCUUAUGAUGGCGGAAUCUUCUUCUUGGAUAUUACUUUUCCACAAGAUUAUCCAUUCAAACCUCCAAAGAUCGUUUAUCGUACACGUAUCUAUCAUUGCAACAUCAAUUCUUCAGGACAAAUUUGCCUUGACAUUCUUAAAGACAAUUGGUCUCCGGCUUUGACGAUUUCCAAAGUCUUGUUGUCAAUAUGCUCGCUGUUGACUGAUGCUAAUCCUCUAUUGCACAUCAAUAUUUGCACAACCGUGAGGAACAUGACAGAAUUGCUAAAGAGUGGACCAAACGCUACGCGUCUUGACUUUUCAGCUUCUCUGCAGUUAGUAUUUGUAAAACGUUUUUAUUUAUGA
This is a messenger RNA of Acaulospora colombiana, 555 nucleotides long. Lineage: Eukaryota; Fungi; Glomeromycota; Glomeromycetes; Diversisporales; Acaulosporaceae. The record is from the annotation of a GenBank genome assembly.